This is a messenger RNA of Arachis duranensis, 981 nucleotides long. RefSeq lists its product as uncharacterized. NCBI's taxonomy places the organism in Eukaryota, Viridiplantae, Streptophyta, Magnoliopsida, Fabales, Fabaceae. The transcript is spliced from 3 exons. Bases 1 to 981 code for a protein of 326 amino acids. The record is from RefSeq and is a predicted model, not a curated record.
AUGUCUGCGAUUUCUAUAUCCACAGUUCCUCAGGGAGAUUCCAAUACUCCUCGAGCUCCAACACCGCCCUCGCCAAUUCCUGAUGCGUAUCUGCUCCAGUACGACGAUCACCCAGAGCUCGUGCUUGUUUCACAACUCCUACAAGAAGACAACUACGCUUCUUGGUGCAUAUCGAUGAGACUUGCGUUGAGUGGAAAACGUAAAAUCUGCUCCAUCGAUGACUCCCUCCCGAAGCCAGAUCCAAUUCUUAACCCUGCGCUCGUUGAAUCAUGGCAAUGCACGAACGACAUCAUCACUACAUGGUUGCUGAAUGCAAUCUCCAAGGAUAUUGCGGCAAGCGUCAUCUAUGCUGGAUCCGUGGCUUUACUCUGGCAAGAUUUGGAGACUCGCUUUUCUCAGAGCAAUGCACCUUGCAUCUUUGAGCUGAAGAGGUCACUCAUGUCUCUGACUCAAGGCUCUCUCUCAGUCUCACAGUAUUUCACAAAGUUGAAGAUACUUUGGGAAGAACUCAACACCUUCAAGCCAUUGGUAUCUUGUUCCUAUGGUGACGUUAAGUCGAUUCAAGCCUUUCUUGAUCAAGAAUAUGUGAUGCUGUUCCUUAUGGGUCUCAAUGAGAAUUUGAACAAGCUUGUGAAUACCAAAUCCCAGGUGCAUCAUGUUGCUAAGGUCACUCAUGGUCAAGAAAGCCAAGAUCCAUCUCCAACAUCCAGCUUUUCACUUACAGCGGCUCAGUACAACCAAUUGAUGACUCUCUUGCAAACUCAGCAAGCUCUUCAGGACAUUGAACCUGAAAUUUGUGCAGGUGAAGUGUUUUCCUCAUGUUAUUCAAAUCAAAUGGCAGAGGACAUGAUCUCCAAGAAGGUGAUUGGCAGAGGUGAUGAAACUGAUGACCUGUUUCUGCUACAAUCACCCUUCAUAGUUUAUACUAGGAGUUCUGUUCAUAGCUGUCGAUCAGUAACCAAUGUUGAUAGCACUAUUUGA